GGAAGCGUGGGCCUGCUGCGGCUAGUGAGUAACUCUGCCAGGCGCCCCUGCCGCUCCCCCAGCUGACAGCUGCCUACGCUUCACAAUCGGAGCCAGUUUAUCAGGAGAGGGGGAACAGGCACUUUGAAGCUUGUUGCCAUCUCGGUUGCCGUGGCAGCAGCAGUCCUGUGUUUCCUGACAUGGGGAGCGGUGGUGAGUACAGCAGCUGAGCUGAACGAAGAGACGCCCAGGCGAUUCAAUCGGUUGGGGUCCCCGAGAGCCUGUGGGGAGACUCGUGGAUGGGCCUCUGGCACUCCACCCCACAGCUGGAUUGCACCUCCUCUGUGUGCCAUAGAUCUGGAUCUGUGAGAUUCCCCUUGGAGGCUCCAGAGAAAGUGCAGUAUGUAAAGCAAACAUCAGUACCUGAGACUAAGCUCCACUGACGACCCUUCAAGGGAGGGCAUCCCCACUCCCUCAUACCACCGGGCCAUAAAUGUCCCACCAGAAGCAGAGCAGCUUUCCUGGCCUGCCGUCCCAGUACAGCAGUGAUGGAUGCUUCCAGCAUGGCACUGACAUGGGGGCCUCAGGCUGGGCUGGCCAGGAUUCUGAGAGCUAUAGAAGAAGCCCAUGGGCAUCUCGACCCUGUUCUGUGUCGGAGCUGGAGAGGAGCUAUACAAACACCUACCCCUUGUCAGGGGUCCCCUUCAGAGGAGAGAACCCUCUGAACGGGACGCCAGGACCCUGGGAGCCCGACCACUCAAACAGCACAUGGAGAGAGUCCAGCAGGGGCUUUUUUAGCCCCAAGCACAUCGAAAGAGCCAGGUCCUUGAGCCCCUUGCGAGGGAUCCACUCCAUAGAUAGUGGGAUAGUUUUAACCAAUGGCAUGGAAUGUGCCUGGAAACAUUCCAGCCCACCACUCAGAAGGAGGCAUUCUUUAUCUCGUCUCCCGGACUGGGACACAGAAGAAUAUGGUCCCAUGCGGCCAUUGGCUCGAAGGGUGUGGAGUGGAUUGGAGCUGGACCUGCGGGCAUCUUUACCAGAGAAUGUGCAGAGGACAGCAGGGCUGAGGCCCUCUCUGCGGGAUGCUCCUGGGGUGCUAGAGGAAUAAGCAGAAGAGCUGCAGAAGCUGGAACUCAACAGGGUGAAGUUUGAGCUGUUUUCCAUUAAGCAGAAGCAGAUGGAGAGCUCCGUCACCCAGCUAGAGAAGGAAAAGAGCUGGUUGGACCUGUCCCGCUAUGAAGACCAGAAACAGAGAGGGGACCUGCAAGAGAAGAUCCUUAAUUUGGAGAUGGAGGUGGUGAAGGCCAAAUCCUGCUUGAGCAGAAUGAGCUGCCGCUCAGUCUCCCCAAGUCCCAGCCAGAGGCUGUCUGCGGAGAAGGAGGAGCUGAAUCGAGAAAUGACAGCUCUUCAAGAAACCCUGAGUGAUUACAAGGAGCACAUGAAGGUUCUGGAAGCAGAACGGGAUGAAAUGACCCAGCAGCUGAACUCAGCCAAAGAGGGGCAACAGCUGGCUUUCAGCCAGACCAGUGAGGCCAACCAGAGAGUGACAGACUCGUUCCAGGUGACAACAGCACUGCACAAGGAAAUUGGCAGACUCCAAGCGGCUUACAGCAGCACCAGUCGGGAGAAGGAGCUGCUGUCUUCCAAGGUGGCCAGGCUGGAGGAGAGAGUACCUGAGCUCACCAUGAAGCUGAAGCCUGCCCUGGCCAACAGGGAGAGGUUCCUAAAGGAGAAAGUAGAGCUGCACCAGCAGGUGCAGGAUCUCACCCUGCAGUUGGAACGUGCACAGUGGAGCCGAGAGGGAUUCAACAGCCAAGUGUCAGACCUCCACCUGGAGCUGGUGAAUGCCAAGGCCCAGGCCAACCACCAGGACCAGGAGAAGGUCCUGAUGAAGGAGGAACUGGUGACUCUCAGACAGGUAAAUGAACAGCUCUCCUCUGAACUGGGUCAGAGCCACCAGAGACUGGAGACCUCCAUGGGUCAGCUCUACCACCUGGAGGCUGAGAAGAAGAUCCUGACCAAUAGGAUCCAGGCCCUGGAGACUGAGCGCAUGCAGCUGCUGGGUGAACAGGAGGCGCUGAAGUCACAAAUGCAGAGGGAUCCUGGAGGCCAGGGGAUUGACUUGGCAGCUCUUCAAACGACCUGCGAAGGGCUCAGGGCAUCACAGUCCGUGUUGCAGGCGGAGAAGGAAGCCUUGCAGGCUCGCUGCAUGGAGCUGGAGGAUGCCUUGCAGCAUAAGCAGGAGGAGUUGUGUGGCCAGCUCGCAGAGCAGCAGCAGGUCUCCCAGCACUGGAAGGACAGAUGGAACCAGGCGGCCAUGGCCCUAAAAACCAAAGAGGAAGAACUGGAGCAAGCACACGUGGCGAGUCAGAGCUUGUCUGCCAAGCAUACUGAGCUCCUGGAGGACUGUGAGCUGCUCCAGGUGGAUGUGGAGGAGCUGGCCGAGCUGAGAGGCACUGUGUGCAGCCUGAAGGAAGAAAACAGAGACUUAAUGAGACAGCUGAGGGAGCAGCAACAGGCCACCCAGCUGCUACAGCUACAGCAAGAGCUGGCUACAAACACAUCUGUACUGGGAUCAGGCUCACAGAGGACUUCAGAACAAGAGGCCCUUUACAAAGAGAUCCAGGAAACCCACGACAGGAUAAAGAGGCUGGAGAAUGAAAAAGCUGAGAUGAAGUCCGAGAUCAGGAAACUGAAGCUGGACGGCGCUUCCGUCCUGCGGAUUGAACUGGAUGCCUGUAAGCAGGAGCUGGAGCUGGAAAAGAGCCGCAGUCAGGCUCUGAAUGGCAAAGUGCAGCUGCUGCAGUCCCGGCGCCGGGACAAUGCUACUCCACCACAUGAGCAGAUCAAGUUCCCAGCAGCCUCCAAUACCACAGCAACAUCUGGCUUAGAGAUGGAUUGUCCUGUGUCCUCUCCAAGAAGUUCUCAGAUUUCCAGUCCUCAAGGAGAACCGUUGGCCCUGGAGAGCCCCCGUGGCUUGAUGGCCUCAGGGGGCCUGUCUGAGGUGGAGAGCCUGAAGCAGAAGCUCCAGAGGGAGACUGCAUCCCGGCAGGAAAAGGAGGCACUGAUCUGGACUCUGAGAGAGCAAUUAGAAGAACUGAAACUAAAACAGCCAGGAGACAUCAAGCUUGUUGGCAGAGGGGUCCAAUGCCAGUUUUUCUCUCUCAUGCUUCAGGCCUCCCUGGAGGAAGUAGACACAGAGUUAGUGCUGGUCCGAAAAGAGCUGCAGAAGGUUUGGGACAUGCUGAAAACCCGUGAUACGGCACUGGAAGAACAACGGCUGGAGUUAGAAUCAUCCAGGAGCCAGUACACUGACUGCAGCUCAGAAAAGCUGAGACUGGAACAACUCGUCGCCUGUCUGGAGCACCAGCUGGCGGAGAGAGAACAGGCCUUGAGGCACCUUCAACAAGCAAGUGAGAUGGAAAAAAACAAGCUGGAGAUUCAAGCCUCUUCAUUAGAGCUGAAGCUGGCAGAAGUGGAGGUCCUGAGAGACGACGCCCAGCGACGCAACCAGGCAUCGGGCCCUCUAGAGGUACAGAACUCGGGCCCCAGGCAGGGCCGUGCCAGCCACUCCCAGGGGAAGUGCUCCCGGUGCGAUGCUUUUCUGGCCCAGCUGAACAAGAUGAUUCAAAGCUGUACAGAGAAAGGGGCUGUGCUGCAGGAGGACCAGGCCUUGACCUACCUGUGUGAGCUGCAGGGGCUCCUCAAGGGGCUGAGUCCGUGCGCGGCCAGCCAAGUCACAAGGAGCCCCCAGGAAAAGAGCCAGACCCUGGAACAGCAGCAUCAGUUGGUGACUGAGCAGCUCAAGGGCUUGUUCAGACAGAGGCAGCAGCUGCAGUCAGGGCACAGGAAGCUGCCAAGAGACCAGAAGGACGAGUGCUCAGUGGAGCAAUGGGUGAAGAACUCUCAAGUGAAUGCAAGAGGAGCCAUCAAGCCACACGGGAAACCUCCACAGGAGCUAAAAGAAAAGCAGCAGCCUGUGCCAGGAGAUCUGGGCUUCUCCACCAGCACCGAAGAAGCGCAGAGCCUCAGGCUACAACUGCAAGAGAAAACGGAAAUGAUUUCUGCCAUGGCCUCUGAGAUCCAGGGACUGCAGCAAAAGAACGAACACCUGAUGAAAGCGAAACUGCGGUUUCAGCAGCAAAUCCAGGACAUCCGCAGCCUCCAGCAGCAGCGACAGGAAAGGAGCGACUCAGACCUGCUGGUUCCUAGGCUCUCCAGCCAGCAAGAGCUGGAGUUGGGGCUGACCCACCGGAGCGAUGGCUCUGGACCUCUGACUGGCGGUGAUCCCCAUGCUUCCUCCUUCUGCCCCCCACACAGCAGAGCUGCUCUGUACCUAGCCAAGCAGGUGGUGCUGCCCGAGGCAGGAGACGAGCUGCGUUGCUUCAGUUCUGAAAGCAGUGGCAGCCAGUCCCACAGGUCCCAGGCAGGGUCAGAACUGCCAGCGCCGCCGCUGAGCAAGCUCCCUGCUGAUUCUGUGACUGGGAAGCUGCCUCCCCCUUCCACACUGCCCCUCCCAGCCUCCACCUCAGCAUCUGGCAAAUCCUCCCCCGAGGCGCGCUCCUCCCCAGUGAGCCCCCGGAGUCAGCCUGGAAGCCAGGAGUCCUCAUAUACUCCCAAGGGGGCAGUGCUGCUCUCGCCGAGACCCUUCCGGGCACAACGACUGGGCUCUCCCUUUAAAUUCAGAGUGAGCCCGGAGCCCCCAGGGGAGAGCUGUGGCAGCUGAAGCACCCUGUCCGUUGAGGUCAGACUAGAUGAUCACAACGGGCCUCUUCUGGCCUUGGAAUCUAUGAAUCCUGCAUGGCUGGGUACAUGUGGCUUUGAAUGAUCUGCUCUGUGCCCUCUCCUUGUCCUCUGAGCUGUUCGCCGUAGAGUCUGGCUGGUAAAUGAAUGAACAUAGCAUGUUCUCUUGGAACUGGCUGUUUCCCCCUGGCAGCGGGGAAAGGUGGUCUCCUGACCCCUUGGGUUGGAAUUCAGAUUAGGGGCAUUACAGGGGAGAGGCUGUUCUUGCACUAGCUGGGCAACUAAGUCCAACAGUCCUCGAUGCCUCGCCCCGCGCACCUGGGCCUCCUGGAGUUGGGAGCCACCAGUGUGGUCUGUGAGCAGCAAAUGGUUUGAUGUAUGCUACAGGUUCUUCCCCUGCCCUCCUUACCCGAGCAUUUGAGCACCUGCCGCUCAUGCAUUAAGGGAUUUGACUCACUUUUGCCACACAUAGUUCUUGCUUUCGCUCAUCUUCUCCUCAGGGGGAGAACUGUGCAGUGAAGUGUUGGGAAACAUACCCCCUGCUCUGUGUUUAUAUGGGGAAGGGAUGGUCAGAGGGGUGCGCCUGGCACCUAGACCACGAGGUAGGGAGGAUUGUGAUGGUCCUUGGGUUCAUCCCACAGUCUGAGGCUGGCCCCCAAGAGAGCUCUGCCUCCUGCAUAGCCGAGCCAAGCUUUACCCUGAAGUUAGGAAGUGCCUUGGUGCCAGAGGAGCAGAGCCCAGCCAGGCCCCAGCCCAGAGCUUUAGGUGAUCUUCUACAUAGGCUUCUUCUGUUCCCCCUGAGAUAGAGAGCUGCUUCUCCUUCCCUGGAAGCUCAACCUCCUGAGGGAGAGAAGGCCUUAGAUAGAGUACCUCAAGCUACACCAGCUGCACUGCUCAGCUGCUGCACUGAGGAACAGGCAGCAGAGCAGGCCCUCGUAGCUCUCUGCCUCCAGUUCCCUCGUCCCUAGCAGCCCUGCCUUCAGAGUCAUCAGGCAGUGAUCACCGGAUGGGCCGACCUUUUGCACUGUAAGCCAGAUCUCCCUUACUGCUCACCGCUGUGCUGCUGCAGCCCUUCCAAAGAGCUGGAAGAGUUGGUGGAGGGGGCAGGUGCCCCACUGGCAGUGUUUGGGUUUCCCAGGGAAGUGGGGUUCAGUGGUGGGCAGCUAAGGAUUGUCAGCAUAGUCACAGAUGGAUUUGAUUUUUGUGAAGGCCUGAUGCCCUCUGGAGCAGGCCUUGAUCCUCUCCCCCAGCUCUCCGUGCUGCCCUGUGCUUGCUGUGAAAACCCCUUGGCAUCGGGCACCGAUCGCUAUCCCCGCAUCUGAUUUCUGGGGUGGGAGCGAAUCCCCACUCUCACUAUUCUGCUUCCUGUGUGGAUAAUGUGUCUGUCUUCC
Messenger RNA from Gopherus evgoodei (Goodes thornscrub tortoise), 6113 nucleotides. RefSeq names its product protein lava lamp-like. The record is from RefSeq and is a predicted model, not a curated record. Bases 1157 to 4705 code for a protein of 1182 amino acids. The transcript has 30 exons. Lineage: Eukaryota; Metazoa; Chordata; Testudines; Testudinidae.